This is a messenger RNA of Gordionus sp. m RMFG-2023, 1046 nucleotides long. RefSeq names its product tetraspanin-31-like. The transcript is spliced from 5 exons. Gene Ontology annotation, cellular component: plasma membrane. Bases 75 to 776 code for a protein of 233 amino acids. The record is from RefSeq and is a predicted model, not a curated record. Lineage: Eukaryota; Metazoa; Nematomorpha; Gordioida; Chordodea; Parachordodidae.
GUAAACAAAAUAUUUCCUCAAGGAGCUUAAAUAUAUAAUAUUAUUUACCUCGUUAAAAACGUGUAAUUUUUGUUAUGGGGUCCUUUAGAUGUACUAGAAGUUCUUUAGCCGUUUUGAACAUAUUUUACAUAAUCAUUGCUUUUAUUUUAAUAAGUGUAGCUACUUAUGGCAGAUUUUCAAACAAAAUAACAAAUAUUGCAAUAAUUGGAGGCAUUGUAGCAUGUGGUGUGUUUUUAUUAUUUUUAGCUAUCGUAGGUUUAUUUGGAACAUAUAAACAUCAUCAAAUCAUACUAUUUUUUUAUAUGAUUAUACUCUUCACAUUAUUUGUUGUACAAUUCUCGAUUGCUUCAGCAUGCUUGGGUUUUGGUAUGUAUCGACAACAAAAUCUGGCAACUAGAGGUUGGUUAUUGGCAAAUGACAAUGUUAAGGCAAAUGUUCAAAAAUAUUUUGACUGCUGUGGUUUUAUUAAUAAUUCAAAUAUAUUUGAACCGUCUGCGACAAACCCAUUAGGUCAUCCAACCUGCAGCAAACUGCACUGUUGUACAAAAAAUCCUAUAGAUUCCCUUUGUUGCACAGACGAUCCAAAGGCAACCGUCGAUAAAUGCCCUUGUAACGCCUGUUGGAAUAAAUUGCACACAAAAAUCGAUUCCGCAUUAAAGGCGAGUGGGGGUAUAGGAAUGUUUUUCAGUUUUACCGAGCUUAUAGGUAUUUAUCUGUCCAUGAAGUUUAGAAACAUGAAAGAUCCUUACGUAGAAUUCAAUGCUUUUCCUCAAUAAUGUCACAUCUGAAUUUUAACUAUUCGGUCCCUUAAUAUUAAUUAUUUAGAUUAAUCGCAUAAGGAAUCACAAAUUUUUAAUUUAUACCUUUUAUUAUUUUACCAAUAAGUUGACCUAAUCAAAUUUACUACAUAAAUCGAGUGAUUAUAUAGGCGUCGUCUCAUUAAAUAUUUUUUCGUAUUUCAUUUAUUUCACGACUAUGCAAAUAUUUAUAUUUUAAUUAUUUCCCUUAAAUUUCUAACUUAUUUUCACACAAAUAUGAUUUUUGGC